Molecule: messenger RNA, 2153 nt
Organism: Carassius auratus (goldfish)
Lineage: Eukaryota; Metazoa; Chordata; Actinopteri; Cypriniformes; Cyprinidae
Product: SAM domain-containing protein SAMSN-1-like
Exons: 15
Coding region: 66-1868 (600 amino acids)
Molecular function (GO): protein binding
Source: RefSeq, a predicted model, not a curated record
GCCUCUGACUCGUCCUAUUGUUCAUCCUGUGCUGUGGGCACUGGAAAGAAACCAUUCUUUCCAGAAUGAAUCUCUUCUGCUUCUCUCUGGAGGGCUCUAUGGACAGCCUGUAUGAGGCCGUGCAGGAAUCCUGUGAGGCUCAGGUGUACACCAUCCCGAACAGGUCCUGCAGCCCAGCUGUUCUCUCAGAUCACGCCACCAAAUGGAGAAGCACGGGGCGUUCCAUCUCCAUGGAAAUGUCACAAACCAACUCAGACAACACUAGAAAAAAGAAACAAAGUUCACUACCAAAAUCUGUUUCUGAAAAUGAAGCUUUAGAUAAUACCGUCUGCACUAAUUCUCUCUGGCCCAUUGCCAAAAUGGAGGAAGAUUUAGUCCUUCUGAGGAACAAUCAGAAUGAAGAUAUGGUGAGAGAUAUAAGAAGGGCUGAAAGCCAGACAAUAGCAGACAGAAAACACAUUUCAAGAGACAUACAGCAAGAGAUUCCUGUGCAGCCUGAAACAGUAAUUGCAGAAAUGACACAUCUAAGAGGGACAAGGCAGAAAAAAGUAGAGAGGAAAAGCAGUAAAAGAGGAACUCCUACACAAGAGACAACAGCUCACAUCAGUGGUGCCAAAGGAAUGAUGUGUGACACUGGGCCACAGUCAGAUAAUCGAGAGAAUGCUAUGGGGUCAAGGGUCACAGUGACAGCACAAGCCAGACAUCGCUGGAGUAACCCCACUGAAACCGCCUUAAACUGGAGACCAGCCUACAACACCUGUCUACCUCCCCGCAAUGAAUAUCAAGAGCACAUCUGUGACUGCGCUACAUCCAGAAUCCAAGGUCAAGGAGAUCAAAUCAAUGUUCAACACACAAAGAAAGAUUCCUUGCCCAAAGGAGUGUUGCGUUCCAGCACCAGCGUAGAUUUCUGUGCCUCCAGUAGAUCCACCAGUUUUGGAAGAUUUGACACAUUCAGAAAUCAACACUCCCCUUCCAAACUUGAGGAAAAUGGAGCAACUGAGGCGGAGGGUGAGUCAACAGCAGAAAAUGGCGAGAAAGCGGGAAGUCUGGGAAAAAAGAUGAAAGCCAUCUCGAUGACUAUGCGUAAAAGGAUGGCCAAGAAGCAUGUCAAAUCCUUCUCUGAGGACAUGGGUGAUGACACUGAGGGAGAAAUGGAGAAAGGGUCUCCAGCAGAGAAGAGCUCAGACCACACCAGCAACUCAUUAGAAAGCCUCUACAGUGGACAGAGCUCAUCCAGCUCAGGUGGUGUUGCUAGCAAUUCAGACGUAUCCAGUAACAGAGACAGCCUGAAACUGGAGGAGGAAGUGCCCUACACGGGGCAGUUCUGCGGCCGAGCCAAAGUACAUACAGACUUUCUCCCCAGUCCAUAUGAUACAGACUCCCUCAAACUGAAGGUGGGAGACAUCAUCAACAUCAUAAGUAAACCACCUAUGGGCAUAUGGACAGGAAUGCUUAAUAAUAAAGUGGGAAAUUUCAAGUUUAUUUAUGUGGAUGUUCUGCCUGAGAAAGAAAAGGAAGAAGAAGAGGAGGCUCCAACAAUAAGACCGGUGAAAGUAUGCAAGAAGCCACGACCAAAUACACUCCUGGAGUUAUUAGAGAGACUUCAUUUAGAGGAAUAUGCAUCUUCAUUACUCAUCAAUGGCUACCAGACAGUAGAUGAUCUCAAACAUCUGAAAGAGAGGCAUUUGAUUGAGCUGAAUGUGACCGAUCCAGAGCACAGACGCAGGUUGCUUGCUGCAUCAGACUGCCUCUAUGUCACAAGCAAAGACGAAGAGGGAGAGCUGAAGGGCGAUGAGAAGGAAGACGAAGAUAAUGACUGUCCCAGAGACUCGGGUUGUUUUAUUCCUGCAGAGUGUCCAGACAGCUGAGACUUAUUUAAUCUCUCUCCUGAUAUAAUUUUAUGUUAAAGCUACAAACAGACACAGUUACAACACUGUAAAUGUUUUCUUUUGUCACAAUGUGUGUUCGUCUUUCAUUUGAAUGUACUUGUGUUUUGUAUUUACACAUUCUUUGUUCAGCUUUGUGUUGAAGUGACCUGUUUGUGUGAUUGUAGAUGUUAUGUGGACUCUCAUGGUAACCUACUUGUGUUUGAGGACAAAUGUCUAUCAUUACUGAAUUGUAUAUAAUGUUAUUAAAAAUAAAUUAUUUAUUCU